GGACGAAGUGCGCGUGUAUUUGUACAGCAGAUAUACGUACAGAGAUAGGACCCUUAACCUCCUACCAUCGAGGUUCGAAAACAUGGCCCUGAAAUGGUGCGAAAGUAUUCCCAUCAAGAGAGUAAAAAACCUCAACAAACUCGAUUUUGAGAAAGAUUAUUUACAUACAGGUCAACCUGUGAUCAUAGAGGGAGCAGUAGAGCACUGGCCUGCGAAGCAUUGGACUCUCGACAAUUUGUGUCAGCGAGUUGGUUCAAACCAAUGUUUGGUUAGAGGAAAUACGAACAGAGAAGACUACAGGCUGGGUAAGAAGUACACUAUUCGGGAAACCACACUUCAAGAGUACGUGGAUGACCUCCUGAAGGAAAACAGUCGAUCCAAGAAUUCCUAUCUAGCGGUUCAAAACCUCAACUUGGCAUUCCCAGAACUUCAGGAUGAUGUUCCUCUACCUGAGUAUGUUGGUAAAAUCCACUGUGGUCCUUACAUGUGGAUAGCAAGAAAGGGACAUUAUGAGUAUUGUCAUACAGAUCCUGACGACAACUUUCUUGUGAUGAUCAAAGGCACAAAGCAACUGCGACUAUUUGGUCUCGACACUGAACACAUGUACCCCAACAUUCACGGCUCCAAAGGGAAGACGCUUCAGUCACAAAUCAACGUAGAAGAGCCCGAUUUGGAAAAAUUUCCAGAGUUCAAAAAUGCUACGUGCCAUCAUUGUGUUUUGUCACCUGGAGAAAUGUUGUUUAUCCCAGCCUUCUGGUGGCAUCAGGUGACGUCUUUAGAUGUCUGUAUAUCCAUUAAUAUGUUCUUUGGUGAUGCGGGAGAAAAUAUUUACUUGGAAAAAUUAAUGAAACCACCAUUUUGGCCUGUCUUCUCAUACUGGUUACUCAACCUCGUAGAACAAAAUCGGGGACAUGAGUCAUUUUUCCAAAAAAUGCUGAGUCGUUUACCAGAUGUGUUGAGGAAUUUCUUACUGAAACAGUGGCAUGAGGUGCCAACUGAUGAACAGCUGGAUGUGCUUGUAGCUACAGUCAAAGAUUACCUGAAGAUAGACACUUUACCUGAACCAGAAAUAUCCAGUGCUAAGCAUCCUCCACAGUUGAAGAUCAGAGGACUUCUCUGGAGAUAAGGAAUGGAAAGAAUAUGUUCUUCAGUGAGUCAUGGUUCAUGCUUCUGAACCAAGGCUCUGGACUCACAAUUGUGCCAUAUACAUGUAUGGAUUGGAUUUGCAACUAAUAUGGUUUGAAUGUUGGGGGCAGGCUGCAUGAAUAUCCUAUUAUAGACUUGCGUCCUGAUUUUGCUUAGAGAGGAUACCUAGAUUCCUCUGUAUUCCAGAUUUGAACCAUUCAGCUGCACACACUAUGUACAUGUGUGAUGAAAGUUAUCUCACUAAUGUGCAAAGGGGGAAAAUGCAGGAAUUUGUCCUUGCACAUUCGUUAUUGCUGUCUGAACACCAACAGUUCAUUGUAAAUAAAAUACUGUUUGUAAAUACGUGUAUUAAAGAUAAUUCUAUGCAA
This is a messenger RNA of Lineus longissimus, 1514 nucleotides long. RefSeq names its product lysine-specific demethylase 8-like. The transcript has 8 exons. The coding region runs from base 83 to 1126 and encodes 347 amino acids. Gene Ontology annotation, biological process: wybutosine biosynthetic process. Gene Ontology annotation, molecular function: tRNA binding; 2-oxoglutarate-dependent dioxygenase activity. The record is from RefSeq and is a predicted model, not a curated record. NCBI's taxonomy places the organism in Eukaryota, Metazoa, Nemertea, Pilidiophora, Heteronemertea, Lineidae.